Messenger RNA from Saxophila tyrrhenica, 903 nucleotides. RefSeq lists its product as uncharacterized. The coding region runs from base 1 to 903 and encodes 300 amino acids. The transcript has 2 exons. The record is from RefSeq and is a predicted model, not a curated record. Lineage: Eukaryota; Fungi; Ascomycota; Dothideomycetes; Mycosphaerellales; Extremaceae.
AUGGCCGGAACGGCGCAGUCACAGCCUUCAAACCAGGUGCCCGACACCUGCAAAUUCACCUCCCAAGGUAUCACUGCCGAAGCGUCGAACGAGCAUGCUGCCACCGAGUUCCACAGCAUCAGUGCCAUGCCAGCCUACAGGAAUUUCUCCUUCGAAGAACUGAGGCUGCACGACUACUCGAACGGUGGUCGUGGGGUCUACCGACACAACUCUUCCAGGACGAACUUCAGUUUCGAGGCAGCAGAGGCCCUAGCGUGGGCCACAGUUCCUCGCUACGACUCGAAAGACCUCGCCUUCGCCGCUUCUCGCAGGACAUCUUCGCAUACCAUGGUGGCCUUCCGCCCUCCCACGGUCACAUUGCGGGCGGGGAAAGUCGAGCAGCAAGACUUUGCGUUCCAUAAGGAGGCACGUGAGCGGGCCAUCACACUACCCGACGAUCUUCCAGAGACGGUCGAGCUGUACCAGCACUUCGUCUACAGGGGAGAUAUUGCACCCAACAGCUUCGGUGACGGCCCCAAGGACUCCAGCGAGUAUCAACUUCUCGCCCGCGCGUACAUCCUGGGUGAGCGCUUCUUUGACGCGCCGUUCAAAGACGCGAUCAUCGAUUCCAUCAUACACAAACUGCGCACUUCUGGCGUUUUCGAUACCCGGCUGACGAAUCUUAUCUACGCCAAUGUCCCAGUUGGAUCACAACUGAAAAGGCUGUUGGUCGACAUCUACACAUUUGCCGGCAGUCGAGAAUGGCUCAAUGAAGAGGCAGUAGGGGAGGAGAUCAACUCUGAGUUUGUGCUGGAGCUGAGCAAACGUCAAAUGGACAUCGCCAAGCUGCUCGGACCAAAAGUUCCAAUGUACGUCUCCAACACGUGCGGGUAUCACGAGUAUCCAAGGGGGGUCGUGCUAUAG